CUCGGAAUCUAUGAAAUGGACCAUUCAUCGGAUCCCUCGCGGCCACCAAUCAGUCUCGACAACGACGAUUGCAACGACGAGCGAAAGUGGUGUUGCAGCGCUCCCGCUGCAAGCGCCUGUGCGUGUACGACGGUCGUUAACUUCAACUGGGACGGUGUCAACCGCGGAGACGGCGGCUCGUUGCCGGAGAGUUGUUUCACCUCGCGUCGCCACUGGCCGACGGCAAGCGCGCGUUUCCGAUGGUGCGCGCAGCAGUUCGCGUUCGGCGCGAGAGGAUUCGGAUUUCGCGCUUUCGAUCCGCCGGCGCCGCGCUCCUCCACCGCCGUGGCGCACUUUUUUCCGCGCCAGAAAGCGAAAAAGCGCGCCAGAACGCCGUCCAACGAGGGCAGCCCGGAGCGGAUCACGUGGUCCCCGCCUCGUGACGCGCGGGGCGUGCCGGGAAGGAGGCGCCUGUCGGCGUGCAUCCCUGCGAGCUGGCGCCGCCGCCAGCAGCAGCAGACGAACUCGGCGAGCGGCGGCCGGUCGCGACGAGCAGCAGUAGCGGCGGCGGCCUCGGCGGCCGACAGCGAUUCGUGCUCGCCCAUGGAGACGGCGGGCUCGCACAGUCAGCCGCACAUAUCGCGGCUCUACCCGGAGAUCCUGGCGCUCAUCUUCAGCUACCUGGACGUGCGGGACAAGGGUCGCGUGUCGCAAGUGUGCUCCGCGUGGCGCGAGGCCGCGUACCACAAGUCCGUGUGGCGGGGCGUCGAGGCGAAGCUCCACCUGCGACGCGCCAACCCGUCUUUGUUCCCGAGCCUGGUGCGGCGCGGCAUCCGGCGCGUUCAGGUGCUGAGCUUGCGGCGCUCGCUACGCGACGUCAUCCAGGGGGUGCCGAACCUCGAGGCGCUCAACAUGAUCGGUUGCUUCAACCUGACCGACGCGUGGCUGAGCCACGCCUUCGUCCAGGACGUGCACUCGCUGAGCGAGCUCAACCUGAGCAUGUGCAAGCAGAUCACCGACAACAGCCUCGGUCGCAUCGCGCAGCACCUCAAGGGCCUCGAGCGGCUCGACCUGGGCGGCUGCUCGAACGUCACCAACACCGGCCUGCUCCUCAUCGCCUGGGGCCUGCAGAACCUGCGCUCCCUCAACCUGAGAAGCUGUCGCGGCGUCUCGGACCCCGGCAUCGGCCACUUGGCGGGCAUGACCCCCGAUGCCGCAAUCGGCACCCUCAGGCUAGAGUCGCUAUGCCUGCAGGACUGUCAGAAGCUCACCGACGAAGCGCUGAGGUUUAUCAGCAUCGGUCUGGACGACCUGCGAUGUCUGAACCUGAGCUUCUGCGCCAGCGUCACGGACGCCGGCCUGAAGCACGCCGCUCGCAUGCUGCGCCUGCGGGAGCUGAACCUGCGCUCCUGCGACAACAUCUCCGACCUGGGCUUGGCGUACCUCGCCGAAGGCGGGUCGCGGAUCAGCACCCUCGACGUCAGCUUCUGCGACAAGGUGGGCGACCAGGGUCUACUGCACGCCUCGCAGGGCUUGUUCCAGCUGCGCAGCUUGAGCCUCAACGCGUGUCCCGUCAGCGACGACGGCAUUGGACGCGUGGCGCGAUCCCUGGGCGACUUGCAAACGCUACACCUGGGCCAGUGCGGACGCGUCACCGACAAGGGUUUGAGCCUGAUAGCGGACCACCUCAAGCAGCUACGGUGCAUCGACCUCUACGGCUGCAUCAAGAUCACCACCGUCGGACUCGAGAAGCUCAUGCAGCUGCCCAACCUCGGCGUGCUCAACCUCGGCCUCUGGCAACACCAACUACACCAACAACAGAGUCCACCACAACAGCGGCACAUCCGGUGACGCGCCCACGCAGUGCCUCCUCGUGUGUGAUGCUGUUCUUUUUUGCUUGCUCAAAGUGAUGACGACGUCCGUCGCCUUCUUCGCUGUGCGCGGGAGGGACUCGGUGACGGCGGUUUUUUUUUUUUUUUUUUUCUUUUUUUGGUCUUGCUCAAAACGUGCACACUGUGAACACAAUGUGCGGGAUCAGAAAUGGAUUAAAAUGAAGUGUGCCAAUCGCUGCACCUCCGUCGUCCAGAAGCAGCGAUGUUCAGGCCUCGACCCACACCUUUAUUGUAAGUACUACGAUGCGUCAAAGAACCCGCCGCAAAAACGCGAGCUUAGCACGUGUAUAGCGCUGUGUACAGGACUGGUCCAAAUAUUCUUCCUGCUCGUGCCACAAGGAGACGUUCGCUCCGACUUUUGAAGCUGUAAAUAUACUGUGUACAUAGCUAUUUCUCUUGUACAUGUUGCCCUGUAAAUAAGUUAUCCGAGAGAGACAAGCUGUACAUACCAGUCAACGAAUCGCAGCGUUAGUAAAGUUUGUUUUCAGAAAAAAAGAA
Dermacentor silvarum is the source of this 2369-nucleotide messenger RNA. RefSeq names its product F-box/LRR-repeat protein 14. Gene Ontology annotation, cellular component: SCF ubiquitin ligase complex. The transcript has a single exon. Gene Ontology annotation, molecular function: protein binding. Gene Ontology annotation, biological process: SCF-dependent proteasomal ubiquitin-dependent protein catabolic process. The record is from RefSeq and is a predicted model, not a curated record. NCBI's taxonomy places the organism in Eukaryota, Metazoa, Arthropoda, Arachnida, Ixodida, Ixodidae. The coding region runs from base 16 to 1830 and encodes 604 amino acids.